AUGACCAAGAUCCUACAGGUAUGCAAAUUGAUUAUUUGGGAUGAAUGCACAAUGGCCCAUAAGAGGUCACUGGAGGCCCUGGACAGAACGUUGAAAGAUCUUCGUGACAACCAAAAUAUUUUUGGUGGGACCAUGAUUCUGUUAUCAGGUGAUUGUCGUCAGACUCUUCCAGUCAUUCCCCGAUCAACUGUUGCUGAUGAACUAAACGCACACCUGAAAUCAUUGAAUUUGUGGCGCUGUAUAAUAAAUAAUAAAGUCGCAGUGGACACCUCGACCGGAUUAAUCACAUUACCCACAGGUUUCUGUCACAUCACAGACUCCAAUGAAGAGCUUAUUCAGCAUGUUUUCUCAGAUAUAGCGCAGCAGUUCAAUAACCAUAAUUGGCUGGGUGAACGAGCAAUAUUGGCGACAAAAAAUAAAAAUGUCGAUGCUCUCAAUGCAAUCAUUCAAAAUUUUUUACCGGGACAGUUGGUUUCCUACAAAUCAGUCGACACCAUUAUGAACCAGGAUGACGUAGUCAACUAUCCCACGAUUCCCACGGAGUUUUUAAACUCGCUGGAAUUGCCUGGAUUACCACCACACAAUUUGCAGUUAAAAGUAGGAUCAGUUACCAUCAUGCUGCGUGACAUUAAUCAACCUCGACUGUGCAAUGGAACAAGACUGGCUGUGAAAAAGCUAAUGAAUAACGUCAUUGAGGCAAUAAUCAUAAAGGGAAAAUACAAAGGAGAAGAUGUCUUGAUCCCGCGCAUACCGAUGACUCCAACAGAUUUACCAUUCGAUUUUAAACGUCUACAAUUUCCC
This is a messenger RNA of Diuraphis noxia (Russian wheat aphid), 801 nucleotides long. RefSeq lists its product as uncharacterized. The record is from RefSeq and is a predicted model, not a curated record. NCBI's taxonomy places the organism in Eukaryota, Metazoa, Arthropoda, Insecta, Hemiptera, Aphididae.